AUGAUGACAGAAAAUGUGAACCUAGUGAUGAAAAAUGACGAUGAAAAUUCUGAUUUGUUCACUUUCUUGCCAUUUAAUGAGAAAAAUUGUAAUGACAUAAGACCUGUGAAAAUUAACACAUUUAAUUCAAAGAUCAAGAAAUGGAAAUCGAGGAAAUUUCAUGUCAAGAAGACAAAAAAUCUUUUUGGAUGUCCUUUGAUUGUUGGAUAUGCUGCUGGGACGAGUGAUCCUGCAACAAUGAUUUGUAAUGAUUCGAAAGGAAAUUUGGAACUUGCAGGCAUAGAAUUUGAUGUCGUUCUUGAAAUAUCAAAACGAUUAAAUUUCACACCAAAAAGCGACGAAUAUGGCGAUUUCGAGAAGUUAUUUCGUCCUUUCACUGCUGAUGUUUGGCUAGCCCUUGGAAUUAUAAUUCUCCUUGCUUUAAUCAUUAUAAUUAUUGAAGAAUUAUCAUCAGAAAAAAUUUACAAUUUCCUAAUUGGCGAUAAAAUUCGUCUACCCAAACGAAGAAAUUGA
Clunio marinus is the source of this 513-nucleotide messenger RNA. Lineage: Eukaryota; Metazoa; Arthropoda; Insecta; Diptera; Chironomidae. The record is from the annotation of a GenBank genome assembly.